Molecule: messenger RNA, 1901 nt
Organism: Thecamonas trahens ATCC 50062
Lineage: Eukaryota; Apusomonadida; Apusomonadidae
Exons: 3
Coding region: 225-1862 (545 amino acids)
Molecular function (GO): RNA binding
Source: RefSeq, a predicted model, not a curated record
GACGACAGCCACAAAGUCGGCAGAGGCAACGUUUGCGACCUUGCUGGUGCAGACUUUUGGCUGAGAGAGCAAGUCGAGCUGGGGAUUGGACUACUGGCGGAUCGAGAGUUUGUUUGUGUUUGCUAACCCGCACACUCUCUCACACACACACACGGCCACCCACUUUGGUCUCGCAUAUUUCCUCUUUGCAUACCUUGUGAAGGAAGACCAGCACUUGAACAUCCAUGUCGGACAACGAGGCAUCGGGCUCUGCCGGACUCUCUGCAGAUGAGGUGAUGACCAAGCUGCAGAAGCAGAUUGAUUUCUACUUUUCGCGGGAGAACCUUGCGUCGGACAAGUACCUCGUCUCGCACAUGUCGAGCGAAAUGUUUGUGGACGUGGACAUUAUUGCGGCGUUUAAGAAGGUCAAGUCUCUGACGACGGACCGUGCAACGCUGCUGCAGGCCAUGCGUGCUUCGGACGCGGUGGUGCUGUCCGAGGACGAGACCAAGGUCAAGCCGGUCUUUGAGCUCAAGCGCAACACGAUCAUCAUCCGCGAGCUUCCUGAGGACGUGACCGAGGCCCAGGUCAAGGCCAUUUUCGACGACCCUGCGGCCGGCAAGGUUGUGAGCGUGCAGGCUGAGGCACAGAACCACUGGUAUGUCAAGUUUGCGGACGAGGACAUCACUUUUUCGACCUUUAUGUGGCUGCGGUCGCAAAAGUACGACGGCAAGCCGAUCCGGUGCCGGAUCAAGACCGAGUCGCUGCUGCAGGGCGCGUCGCCUGGCGCGGCCAAGCCUGCCGGCGAGGCGCCCGCAGGGGCGCCGUUUGUGGCCGGCGCUCCGCCUGGUGGCAACCCUUACGCCUACAUGGGCUACGGCGGUCCGCAGUAUGUGCCCGUGGCAGGCCAGGGCGGCGUGUAUGGCUACCCCCCGCCGCAGGGCUGGGAGGGUGCCCCGCCGCAGGGUGGGUUCAUGCCGUCGCAGGCCAUGUACAUGGCCGGCCAGCAGCACUACUACGCCAACGCCGCCCCGUACGCUCACUCUGGAACUGAUCAGACGUACGCCGGCCGUCGCGGCGGGGGCCGUGGAGGCUCGGGCGGCAAGGGUGGCAAGGGCGGUGCCGUCCUCAAGGAGUACGACGGUUCCGGCCGCGACGCAGGCGGCAAGCGUGGCCGCCGCAACGGCGACGACUCGCGCCGGAGCCGCGGCUCGGGCGAGGGCCGCGGCCGGGGCAAGGGUGCCCGCGGCGGCCGCGGGGGCGCAAAAUCCGCCAGCCCCUCGCAGCGGAAGGCCCCGGACUUUGAGCUCGGCCUCCAGUCCUUCCCGCCGCUGCCCAAUGCCAAGGGCGCUGCGCCCAAGCCCGCCGGCUACUCGGCCGAGUUUGUCAAGUACCCGCGCGACGACCUGGUCAAGGUCAUCCGUUCGUUUGCCGACGUUGUCGUCUACCAGCCGACUGAGCUGGCAGACUCGGACGCCCCAGUUGUGCUCUCCGAGCCCAACACCACCCUCGAGGUGGAGAAGCCUGUCCCCGAGAUCAAACGCCGCAAGAAGAACCGGCAGCGCCGGCGCCACGACUCUUCCUCUGGUGGAAGCUCGCGUGGCAUGGACCGCGCGACAGCAAUGGGCCAGCGGCGCAACGUUGGCGGCGCCAAGGAGGCUGCUCCGGCCAAGGUGUCGGCGCCCAAGGCUGCCGAGACCUCUGCACCUGCUGCCGCCCCCACCUCGUCCGCGGCCGCGCCGUCGUCUCCUGUCAAGAAGGAGUCGGCGCCGGCGACGGCGUCCGCGCCCGCGGCUGACUCGAGCGCGUCCGCCUCCACCGAGGCCCCCGCCCCGUCGGCGGGUGGCAAGCCGACCUACGCCGACCUCUUCAAGAAGUCGUAGUCGUCAUCCCGCUUGCACCCGCCGCCGCUCGCCCGCCUA